AUGGCAACGGCCCAAGUUCUAGACGAGGUCGACCUUCUUGGACCACAACAAGAACAAAAAGCUGAAACGGAGCCAGCCGUGCGUCCUUUCGACCCAGUCGAGCUAAAAGAGAAGUACAUCGCCGAGCGAGAUAAGAGACUCCAGCAAGCCGUAUCUGGGAUCAACCAAUACAACCUGAUCGAGGAGCACAACGAAUUUGCACCUUUUAUCAAAGAUAUAUGGGCAGAUCCGAACUUCAAUCGUGAUCCAGUCUCCGAAGUUGUCGACGUGGUGAUCGUAGGGGCUGGGUAUGGAGCUCAAUUGUUCGCUGUGAGGCUCAUUGAAGCUGGUGUGCAAAGCAUUCGGAUGAUUGACAAGGCCGGUGGUUUUGGAGGUACUUGGUAUUGGAAUAGGUGAGUACACAUCUGAAGCAAGCAUCCUGAUCCUCAUUUAAUUGCCUUAAGGUACCCUGGCGCGCAAUGCGACAUCGAGUCGUACAUCUACAUGCCUCUCCUCGAGGAGCUUGGCUACAUACCUACAGAGAAGUAUGCGCGUGGCAAGGAGCUUCUCCAUCAUUCGGAGAUGAUUGGUCGAAGAUGGGGCUUAUAUGAUAAGACUCUUUUCCACACCGAGGUCGGCGAGCUACAUUGGAGCGAGGAGACAGGCCUUUGGUCUGUAUCGACAAGUCGCAACGAUGACAUCAAAUGCCGGUUCGUCAUUACCGCCGGCGGUUUCUUGCACAGGCCGAAGCUGCCCGGUGUAAAAGGCAUCUCCGAAUUCAAGGGAUUCAGCUUUCACUCAUCGAGGUGGGACUACGACUACACCGGAGGUGACCACAACGGUGUUCUCACAAACUUGGCGGAUAAGCGUGUAGCUGUCAUCGGCACCGGAGCGACUGCAGUGCAAAUUGUCCCCAACGUUGCAAAGUAUGCCAAAGCGCUCUACGUAUACCAGCGGACGCCAUCGGCGAUCCAUGUUCGUGGGAACAAGCCAACUGAUGAGGCUUGGGCCAAAAGUCUGAAGCCUGGCUGGCAAAAAGAGCGCAUGGAAAACUUCAAUAGCAUCGUCCAUGGUGCCAUCCUUCCAGUGGACCUAGUACAGGACGCCUGGACAGACGUCCUCCAAAAGCUUCUUGCACGCGGCGCGAACGACCUGGAAGAUCCCGAGAAAGCCGCCAUAGAGCGUCAAAUGGCCGACUUCGACAAGAUGAACCAAACUCGCGGUCGAUGCGAUGAAGUUGUUAAGGAUAGGGCGACUGCUGAAAAGUUGAAACCAUGGUACAAUCAACUUUGCAAACGCCCUUGUUUCCACGAUGAAUACUUGCAAGCUUUCAACCAGGACAACGUGCAUCUAAUUGACACGAACGGGGCUGGUGUCGAGCGGAUUACUGAGAAGGCAAUCGUGGCCAACGGCGAGGAAAUUGAAGUAGACUGCAUCAUAUAUGCCACAGGCUUUGAGAUCGCGACGGAUUGGUCUCACCGCACGAACAUGGAAGUCUACGGCCGAAAUGGACAGACCAUCACUUCUUGCUGGAAAGACGGAACUCGCACUCUGCAUGGCUGGACGACGAGAGGCUUUCCAAACUGCUUCUGGGUCGGCACUGUGCAAUCGGCCCUUACACCCAAUUAUAUGCACGGCUCAGGAGAGCGAGCGAAGCACCUCGCGUACGUCGUCAGCGAAGCCGUGAAGCGCAACAUACGGACGGUUGAGCCGACUGAAGAAGCGGAGAAGGAUUGGGUGAGGACUAUCGAGGAAUCCGCGGCUCUGGGAGCAUCGUUUGCGCGAGAGUGUACGCCUGGGUACUAUAAUAAUGAAGGCACUGCGAAUCCAAGCGCGUUGAGAAAUGCGACGUAUGGAGGUGGAAGCCCGGCUUUCAUUAAGCUAAUGGAGGACUGGAGGGCGGAAGGGAACAUGCACGGAUUGGAUUUGAGGUAUUUUGAUGCGGGAGAGAACGAUGCGACAGUGAGUGCUUCUAGUAAGUAA
This is a messenger RNA of Lecanosticta acicola, 1962 nucleotides long. NCBI's taxonomy places the organism in Eukaryota, Fungi, Ascomycota, Dothideomycetes, Mycosphaerellales, Mycosphaerellaceae. The record is from the annotation of a GenBank genome assembly.